Messenger RNA from Colletotrichum lupini, 3339 nucleotides. RefSeq names its product T-complex protein 1. Gene Ontology annotation, molecular function: ATP hydrolysis activity; ATP-dependent protein folding chaperone; ATP binding. Gene Ontology annotation, biological process: protein folding. Bases 1 to 3339 code for a protein of 1112 amino acids. Gene Ontology annotation, cellular component: chaperonin-containing T-complex; cytoplasm. The record is from RefSeq and is a predicted model, not a curated record. The transcript has 12 exons. NCBI's taxonomy places the organism in Eukaryota, Fungi, Ascomycota, Sordariomycetes, Glomerellales, Glomerellaceae.
AUGCUUAUAGAGAGAAUUAGUCAAGAAUGGACCACUGUAGGUGCCAGGCACCCACCACCACCAAGCUGGCAAUUAGGUAGUGAGCCAGCACCUUCUACCAGCGUCAAUCUCGAGAACACUCCACGUCAGGUCGCUAAUCCAAUAACUUUACCGACUGAUACCCCCUCACGAACCCCUCGACGACCUCAAGCCAACAUGUCUGCGGCGCAACUGCUCAACCCCAAGGCCGAAUCGAGGCGGCGGGGUGAAGCCCUGAAGGUCAACAUCAGCGCUGGUGAAGGCCUCCAGGAUGUCCUCAAGUCCAACCUCGGCCCUUUGGGCACUAUCAAGAUGCUUGUCGAUGGCUCCGGUCAAAUCAAGUUGACAAAAGAUGGAAACGUCCUCCUCCGCGAGAUGCAAAUUCAAAAUCCUACCGCAGUCAUGAUUGCUAGAGCUGCGACGGCACAAGAUGAUAUUUGCGGAGACGGCACGACAUCAGCUGUCCUGUUGAUCGGAGAGCUCCUCAAGCAGGCGGAUCGUUAUAUCUCAGAAGGACUGCAUCCUAGAAUUAUUACGGAUGGUUUCGAGAUCGCCAAGAACGAGGCGUUGAAGUUCCUUGACGGCUUCAAGCUCGAGAAGGAGGUCGACCGCGAGUUGCUUCUCUCCGUGGCCCGCACGUCGCUUUCCACGAAGCUUAACUCCAACCUUGCGGCCAAGCUCACCCCCGAUAUCGUCGAUGCUGUUCUCGCCAUCUACCAGGCACCUGCCAAGCCGGACCUGCACAUGGUCGAGAUCAUGAAGAUGCAGCACCGGACCGCCUCCGACACCCAGUUGAUCAAAGGUCUUGCCCUCGACCACGGCGCCCGCCACCCCGAUAUGCCCAAGCGCCUUGAGAACGCCUACAUCCUGACGAUGAACGUCAGCUUGGAGUACGAGAAGUCUGAGAUCAACUCUGGAUUCUUCUACUCUAGCGCAGAGCAGAGAGACAAGCUGGUGGAGAGCGAGCGUCGUUUCGUUGAUGCUAAGUUGAAGAAGAUUGUCGAGCUGAAGAAGGAGGUUUGCGGAAACGACCCCACCAAGAACUUCGUCAUCAUCAACCAGAAGGGCAUUGACCCUCUUUCUCUCGACGUACUGGCCAAGAACGGCAUUCUCGCCCUCCGCCGUGCCAAGAGAAGAAACAUGGAGAGACUGCAGCUCAUCUGUGGUGGUGUUGCACAGAACAGUGUUGACGACCUGUCACCCGAGUCUCUGGGAUGGGCUGGUCUUGUCUACGAGCAAACUCUGGGCGAGGAGAAGUACACCUUCAUCGAGGAGGUUAAGGAGCCCAAGUCCGUCACCCUGUUGAUCAAGGGACCCAAUGCACACACCAUUACUCAGGUUACGGACGCUGUCCGUGACGGUCUGCGCAGUGUCUACAACAUGAUUGUGGACAAGAGCGUUGUCCCGGGUGCUGGUGCUUUCCAGGUUGCCUGCGCAGCACACCUCAAGAGCGACGCCUUCUCCAAGACGGUGAAGGGCAAGGCCAAGUGGGGUGUCGAGGCCUUCGCCGAUGCUCUGCUGAUUAUUCCCAAGACUCUCGCUGCCAACGCCGGUCUUGACAUCCAGGAUGCUCUUGCUGCUAUGCAGGAUGAGCACGCGGAUGGCAACAUCGUUGGCUUGGACCUGGCAACGGGCGAGCCGAUGGACGCAGAGCUCGAGGGUAUCUUCGACUCCUUCAGAGUACUCAGAAACUGCAUCGCCUCAAGUUCGAGCAUUGCAUCCAACCUGCUUCUGUGCGACGAACUCUUGAAGGCGAGACAGAUGGGCAGAGCGGGAGGCCCUGGCCCUGGUAUGGACGGCCCUGAGGAACAAAAGGCGUUGAUCUUAGAUCUGUCAAAGCUGAGAGCCGGAAUGAUAUCCAACUAUGAAGACAAUUCCUGCAUUCCAUUUCCCUUCAUCGUUUGCUACCCCUCGCUGGAGGAGGGCAACCAGCCCAACCCGUCAAUCUGGCAGCCCAUACCGAUUUACACAACCAUGGCAGAUUACGACAGUGAUUCCUCCGAGCAGGAGUUCACCGAGACCAACGUGUUGCUCGGUUACGCCAGCAAAGACGCCGACGAUGACACCAUCAGUCGUCUUGGUGGUCAACCAGAAUGGUUGAACCCCGAACAACCAGCCUCAGCAGCCCUGGCGCGGUGUCAAGUGUGCAACGAGAUCAUGGUCCAGCUUCUCCAACUCAACGGCGAGCUCCCCGAGAAGUUCCCCGGCCACGAGCGCCGCCUGUACGUCUUCGCCUGCCGCAAAUCCACCUGCCGGCGCAAGCAGGGCAGCAUCCGCGCUGUGAGAGGUGUCAAGGUAUCCAAGGAAGCGCAAGCAGCGGCAGCAAAGAAGGCGGAAGCGAAGCCUCAGAAGAAGGUGGAGGAGAAGGAAGAGCCCAAGAAAGACGUCAGCUCGGGACUGGGAACCGCGCUUUUUGGCGGCGGUUCCGGUGCAGCGAACCCAUUCGGAGGCAACGCGAACCCGUUCAGCACGGGCGCCUCUUCAAGCAGCAGCCCCUUUGGCACCGCCGCCCCGUCGAACCCGUUUUCUACCCCCGCCGCCGCCGACGAGCCCACGCAGAAGAAGGAGGUGGCCAAGGACCCGGCCGAGUCCCUCCCCAAGACCUUUGCCGAGACGCUGAACCUCAACAACCCGCAAACGCCUUCCGGGCCGCCCCCACCGCCAGAGCCGUGUCCCGCGGCCGACGCCCUGCCUAAGCCGUACCCGAUUUCCUACCUCGCGGACGCCGAGUUCGAGACGCUCGACCCGGAACCUAUGCCCGUGCCGCAGAACGCGCGGAUGGAGGUGGACACCGAGGGUGGUAGCGGCGCUGGUGGGGGAGGCGACAUGAAGGACGUCUUCGAGUCGUCCAUGGACGCGGCGUUUCAAAAGUUUGCGGACCGCAUGGAGCAGAACCCGGAACAGUGUAUCCGCUACGAGUUCAACGGCACGCCGCUGCUGUACUCCAAGGCGGAUGCCGUGGGCGCGAAGCUGGGCGCCGCUGCCGGCAGUGGUGGAAUGACGCGGUGCGGAAACUGUGGUGCCAGGCGCGUGUUUGAGGUGCAGAUGACGCCGCAUGCCAUCACCGAGCUCGAGGCGGAGGAGCUGUCGCUUGAGGGUAUGGACUGGGGUACCAUCAUUGUCGGCGUUUGCGAGGCGGAUUGUCAGCAGCGCGGUGUCGAGGUUGCACAUCAAAAUAAUGAGAAGAAAAAGAAGCGUUUUACACGACAUUUCAAACAUUGUGGCAUGUCUCAUAUUCAGGGAUAUACUCUAUGGCCCCCGAUUCCAAAGUCAAAAGUGAACGCCGGUAAUUUUUGCCGCCAUGCUCUCUUCCAGCCCUAA